UAAGAUCCCAGAGGCAGGAGCCGAGCAUGGACGUAACUAUAGACGUGUAGACAUUUAUUUGGAAUUAUUACAUUAAACAUUGUGACGACAUGGCUCAGCGCAGGAUCUUCGCACUGCUUGCAUUAUGUAUUGCUCAAAUUCACAGUCAAAAAAUCCUCUCGGAAAAGAAAAAAUGUGGCGAUCCUCAAUGUGAAAGUUUGAUGAUCAGAGCACAAGCUAAUCAAGACUAUGUAGGACCUGACUGCAGAUAUCUCAGCUUCAAGAUGGGAGCGGAAGUCAAUGUGUAUUAUAAACUAUCUGGGAAAAGAGAAGACCUGUGGCAAGGAAGUACCGGAAAGGCAUAUGGAUUGUUUUCAAAAGAUGCUGUGAACAUCGAAGAGAUUUACAUAACAGAGGAAUAUGAGGUCCCGGCACAGGAAAUUGAUUUUGUUUGUCUAAACGGGGGCGAAUAUAUUUUUGAAAAUGAAGAUAGUGUUCUGCAUAAAAACAGAGAAAAUGAAUAUAUGGAAAUAAAUUUUGAUCUGAAUGAAACCGAAGAUGGGAUCAAAACACAUUCAGAUGAUCACGUUAAUAGAGAUCAAGAAGUAGAUCCCAGUCUACAGACAUCUGAUCAAGAGCCAGAGGCAGUAGUUCCUGCAGAAAAACAGUCCUGGGGUCCUUCAGGUUUUGCAAGGUGGCUCGGUUUUAAAAAGGAUCAAGAAACGGUAAAGGAAACUAUGCAAAUGGACACAGAACCAAGAGAAGAUGACACAUUUCGCACAAGAAGAAUUGCGGCUUCUGAAGAGCAGGAUGUUAAAGGAUUAGAUGAUGCACAGACAGAAAAGUCUGGCUGGUUUAGUGGAAGAAUAAGACGUUUCCUGCCUUUUGGACAAAAAGAUAGCAAUUCUGGUGAAAGUAGCACCACAGAUGAGGUUAACGAUAUGAAGCAAGAUGAUAAUGUGGCCGAUACCGAAAUGGGUGAUGAGGAGAAACAAAUCGAAACUAGUGAACCUCACGAAACUCCGUCCAAAUGGCUUAAUUUUGGAUUUGACAAUGUUCUAGGAUUUGAGGAAAAAAAAUAUGCAAUGAAACCAGAAGCUGAACAAAAAAUAGAUGACUCCACAAAGAAUGAGUCACCAGAAGUUUUAAAUCAAGAUGACUCAUCCAGGCCUACUCACAGUAUGCAAGGUGAGAGCACAGAUAAUCUUGUGAUAAAUGAGAUACAGAAAGACCCUUCCAAGAUCAACAAUGAUUUGACACAAGUGGAUAUUCCUAAAACACUGGAAGACUAUGUUGAUCUGGAUGCUUCCAUUGGUGGGGUCAAUCCAAUAGAAGAAACUGAAUUGUUGACUGGCCAUUCUGACAAACAAACAGUUAGCAACAAAUUAGAAACUCCCAAUGACUUUCAAGAUGAAAAGAUUACAAAACUGCACCAAGAAGACACAGGAAUUGGGGAAGCCGAUGCGUCUAUGCUAAAUUUGAACCUUUUAAAGGAAAACACACUUUUUCAGGAGCAGAAAUCUGAUACUGAUACAGAUGAACCAUCUGAUGUUGGAUUCUUUUCAUUUUCUGAUGGCAUUCGGCUGUGGGACAUGGCUUACUCAAACCUUCUUGAAAUCCACUCAAGCUACGUGAGUCCUGCCUUGUCAGUGAUGACAGAUUCGGUUGACAAGGUUGUCUCUUCUCUCCCAGAUGAUCUCCAGCCUGGCUCGGAUUUCUAUGGCUGCUCCUGGGAAGUGGUGAUCUCUACGGCCGUGCUGGGAUUUCUUUCACUGUUAAUGUUUACAUGCAGAACCGUGCGCUCUGUUAAAAGCAGAUGCUAUUACAGUAGAGAACACAAACUUGGCGAUAAGAUUGUGGAGGCGCUGAAGGAGAAAAGUGAGGUGUUGGAGAAACUCAGCGUUGUUCAGAAACAGUACGAGGAGAUCCAGGAAUCUUUACAAGACCCUAGCCAACAAAAGUUAAUCACCGAGAUAUCUGAUCAAAAGGUAUUGGUGGAAACGCUUCAGGAUUCGAACUCUGCUCUGGAGGAGAAUCUCAGUAAAAUUGAAGAAGAGCUGGAAAAGGAGAAAAGACUGGGCUCAGAGCUUCAGGAUGCGGUUUCUGAAUUAAAUGAGAAAAUCAGAGAUUUGGAAGAGAAAUUUAAGAAGGAGAAAUCGCAGAAGGAAGAAAUACGCACAACUCUGAAAGUAUUUGAGAUCAAUCAGGGAAGGCUUGAAACAUCUCUCCAAGACUCUCUGGAGGAGAAAUCUCACCUACAAGAAAGCAUUAAACAGCUGUCCAAAGAAGCCGAAGGAUGGGAAGAACGUUUUAGCGAGCUUUCAGAGAAUUCACGCAUGCUGACCUCUUCCGUAGAGGUUAUGCAGCAAGACCUGAGCAACAAACAGAGUCAGAUCAAGUCGUUAAUUGAUAGUUUGUUAAAGAUGAAGGACUGGAGCUCUGAGGUGGAUGACGCAAAUGAGGCAGAUGAUAACUCAGCCCUUGAUAUCAAGUGGGACUUUGAAAAUGGGGAGCCCUUAGGAGACCCUCAGAAGCGAACCAUACAGAAGCUGAUCCACGCUGCCAUGCUAAAUGCAUCGUUAAGAAGUGUUGAAUCUGAAAAGCAGCAGAUUUACGAAAACCUCUCCGAUGAAGUGAAAGCAAAAGAACAGCUACAGGAAUGCAUUAAUAAUCUCCAAAACUCCAAGCAAACUCUGUCCACUGACAACAAGUGCCUUGAAAGCGAGAUGGAGAUGCUGAAGCAGAAAAUUAGCGUAAUGUCUGAGAUGUAUCAAGAAAAUGAAACCAAGCUUCACAGAAAACUAACAGUGCAAGAAAACGAGCGAAUGCAGAAAGAGGAGAAACUGUCCAAAAUGGAUGAAAAAGUUAAUUUAGCUGCUGGAGAACUUCUCCACGUCAAGACUCGCGUAAAAGAACUGGAAGAGGAGAUUGAAAAGACGGUCUGCUCCUACCAAAGCCAGGUUUCGUCUUACGAAAAGAAAUCCCAUGACAACUGGCUCACAGCCAGAGAGGCGGAGAGACAUCUCAGUGACCUUAAAAAGGAAACGGCGCACCUUCGCCAAAAGUUAACUGAAGCUGAGUACAAGGUGGAACUUAUUGAAAGAGAUCCCAGUGCCUUGGAUGUCUUCCAUACAAUUGGCAGAGCAUAUGCAGAUGUUUAUAUGAACCACCAAGAGAGCUCUCCGUACGGACAUUCCUACUUUAGCCGAUUGCAUGAAAGCAGAACCUUUCUGUCUCCCCCCACGCUAUUAGAAGGCCCCUUGAGAAUUUCACCCAUGCUUCCUGGAGCGGACAGAGGUUCGAGGUCACCAGGAUAUUACCCAGCAUUCCAUAGCCGAGAGCAGAGAGAUGUAAAUGCUGAAAGAAAAGCAGAUCACCAACGGACUCUUUCAGAUGCUGGUUCGUUGUCGCCUCCAUGGGACCGCGAGCAGAAAGCCAGCCUCCCCCCACCAGAACCACUUUUCCAACAUCGAAGACCGGAGCGAUUGUAUCAUUAUCCUGCACCUUCUGGAAGAUUCUCCGGUCCCGCAGAACUCACCAGAAACCAGGGAAAACCAUUCCACGACUCAACAGAUGGACAAUCUUCUCCAGAAUAUAAAUCCAGCAGGAAUGGAUCUGAAGAGAAUGAGAACCUGCGUGCUUUGCCAAGACCACCGAUGGAAGGAGAAGCAAUGGAGAUGACACAUGGUGUCUACACGGGCCAUCCGCCUCUUAUGAGGAUGCCUCUGUUACCAAUGGAUCCUAGGGGGGCUUUUUUCAGAAGACCGUUCCCUAUGCCGCCGCCCCCUCCAAUGGAGAUGUUUGGACCACCCCCUUAUCAUGGCAUGUCGCCAAUACCACCACUCCAUGCUGCAAUGAGGAGCCCCAUGCCAGUGCCGCAUUACCCACACUUCCCAGUGCACGGAGAUCAGCCAUUCCAUCCGCAACAUGUGCGGCCAGUCUCCAGAAGUGACCUCCCUCCAGCCAACGCUGCUGCUGUUCCUGUACCUCCCGCCAGUGAAUCCGUGCCUGAACCUUUACCGGAAAAUAAAACUUGACAUUGCCUGAAGAUUUAAUGACUCCAACCCUUUAAAUAAUUAACUUUAAUAUAAACAUCUUCAGUAGCAGAUUUCAGGAAAGUGAUUUGUACAAAUUUGACAAUUGUGAAUAACUGGGAUGUACAUGAAGAUUUGUGUUUUUUUUCCCCUUAAUUUAAGAUAAUAGUCAAGAAUUGUAGAUACAUUUUUUUUUUUUAUAGAAUUAGCUUAUUUCUUAAAGCAGAGCUGCCUAACUCAUGAACCUCAGCCAGAAGCUGAUCCAAACCUAUUGUAAAUACUGAAGCAGAAAAUAUUGGUAUGGGAGGAGGGAGGAUAAUUAAAGUGUUUUUUUUUUUUUUUUUACAUUAUAAAAUUAAAAGAGCAGAGCUAUUCUGCUGUUUUACUACAGGCUUUUUUUUUUUUUUUUUUUUUUUUUUUUUAACCUUCAAAUGAUGAAAUAAUUGUAACAGAUAAGAAAACUGUGACUUUCCGUCCUGGCUCAGAAAUCCGGAUCAUGCAGAUCAAUGAGAUGCUUUGUAUGUGACCAUAUUAUUCUUUGAGUGAGUAUUGGAAAGGUCUGUGAGCUAAUUUAUCAUGCUAUACAAGUAGAUGAGCUGGCGUUAGUGCUCCCGUUUCAAAUUAAACUGUUUUUAUGAUAGGAA
Pelobates fuscus (common spadefoot toad) is the source of this 4657-nucleotide messenger RNA. It is a transcript of the gene MIA2, whose product is annotated as MIA SH3 domain ER export factor 2. Gene Ontology annotation, molecular function: protein binding. NCBI's taxonomy places the organism in Eukaryota, Metazoa, Chordata, Amphibia, Anura, Pelobatidae. Gene Ontology annotation, cellular component: endoplasmic reticulum membrane; endoplasmic reticulum exit site. The coding region runs from base 90 to 4016 and encodes 1308 amino acids. Gene Ontology annotation, biological process: vesicle cargo loading; endoplasmic reticulum to Golgi vesicle-mediated transport; protein secretion. The transcript is spliced from 31 exons. The record is from RefSeq and is a predicted model, not a curated record.